Messenger RNA from Micromonas commoda, 1441 nucleotides. RefSeq lists its product with no specific name. The record is from RefSeq and is a predicted model, not a curated record. Lineage: Eukaryota; Viridiplantae; Chlorophyta; Mamiellophyceae; Mamiellales; Mamiellaceae. The transcript has a single exon. Gene Ontology annotation, biological process: protein phosphorylation; regulation of glucose metabolic process. Gene Ontology annotation, molecular function: pyruvate dehydrogenase (acetyl-transferring) kinase activity. The coding region runs from base 83 to 1363 and encodes 426 amino acids. Gene Ontology annotation, cellular component: mitochondrion.
GAAAAUCUUGCAGAGCUGCAUUGAGCUGACGCGGCAAGGGGGUGCCCAGGAGACGGAACCGGGUUUGGCGCGCGCGUGAGGCAUGGGGGCCGCGUCUCGGGCGGCGCGACGCGCAGGUUCCGAGGCGCUGCGGCGCUGGGAGGCGUCCUACUCUUCCGGUCGCGCGGGCAUCGCCUCCCCGUCGCCCGUCUCGCGCGCCCCGCCAGCGCACAGGCUCGCCGACAUCUUCCCGAAGAAGCUCGUCGACGACAUAUACCGCUCGAGCUUCAAGAGCCAGACGGGCGUGAGCCUCAAGUACAUGAUGGACUUCGGCGCGCAGCCCAUCCAGCGGCAGCUCAUGGUCAGCGCGCAGUUCCUCCACAACGAGCUCCCCGUUCGCUUCGCGCACAGGGUCGCCGAGCUCGAGAACCUCCCGCUCGGGCUCUCGUCCAAGGAGCAGGUGCAGACGGUGCGGGACUGGUACGUGGAAUCGUACGAUGAGCUUAAGAAGUUUCCGCCCAUCGCAAACAGAGAGGACGAGGCCAAGUUCACGACGCUGAUCAAGCGGGUGAUGGACAGGCACGCCAACGUGGUGCCGAUGAUUGCGCGCGGAGUGCUGGAGCUGAAGCUGGAGCUGGAGAGGGAGGGCGGCGAGGGCGGCGCGCGGCUGGGGAAGCGGGGCGUGGAGAACAAGUGGAUGAACGACAUGCCGGAGAUACACCAGUUCCUGGACGGCUUCUACAUGUCGCGCAUAGGGAUACGAAUGCUGAUGGGUCAGCACGUCGCGCUCGAGGAGGCGGCGGCGACGGCGCCGCAGGAGAAUUACAUCGGCCUCAUCUGCACCAAGGUCUCCCCGGUGGCGGUCGCCAGGGACGCCAUCGAGGACGCGCGGAGCAUCUGCAUGCGGCAGUACGGCGAUGCGCCCGAGGUUGAGGUUUUCGGCGACGAAUCGUUCACGUUCGCGUACGUGCCCGGCCACCUCCACCAGAUGCUCUUCGAGCUGGUCAAAAACUCGCUGAGGGCGGUGAGCGACAAGUACCUCGACUCCGAUCAGAUGCCGCCGCCCAUCCGCGUGGUAAUAGCGGAGGGCGCCGAGGACGUCACGAUUAAGAUCAGCGACGAGGGCGGCGGGAUCAGGCGGUCCGGUCUGCAGCGGAUAUGGACGUAUCUCUACACCACGGCUAACUCGCCGCUGCUGGAGAUGGACGCAGACACCGGAGCGGGGCCCGCGGUGUUGGCGGGAUACGGCUACGGAUUACCGCUGUCCAGGCUGUACGCGCGGUACUUUGGGGGUGACCUACAGGUGCUGUCCAUGGACGGGUACGGGACGGACGCGUACCUGCACCUGAACAGGUUGGGCAACAUCGCGGAGCCGCUCCCGUGAUUUGAUUCUUAUAAGUGGUUCAACCACUCGUUAGGACACAUUAGUCGUUUGAAACGCACAUCGGACGGUGUUACGUUU